AUGAGAGGCGAGGUCUGCCAUCUUCAUAUCGGCCAGGCUGGUACCCAGCUGGGUAACAGUGCGUGGGAACUGUACCUUCUUGAACACGGAUUGAAAGCGGAUGGCCGUGCGGAUCCCGAUGCCGCUGACCUUGGCGAGCCCGGCUCUUUCGAUACCUUCUUCACUGAAACCGGAAAUGGCAAAUAUGUCCCCCGAUCCAUCUUCGUCGACUUGGACCCAUCUAUGCUCGAGGUCACUACACAAUCGGAAAGGAACUUGUUGAUAACGUUAUCGAUCGCAUCCGUCGCGUUGCUGGUAGAAAUGCCCUCAAAACAUACUGCUGGGAUCUGGCUGAUUGUUCUGUCGAAUUUAGACAACUGCUCCUCCCUUCAAGGUUUCUUGAUCUUCCACUCCUUUGGUGGCGGUACCGGUUCUGGUUUCGGUGCUCUUCUUUUGGAACGUCUCUCUACCGACUAUGGUAAAAAGUCCAAGCUCGAAUUCGCUGUCUACCCAGCUCCUCGCCUCUCCAGUGCCGUGGUUGAGCCAUACAACGCCGUCCUUUCUACUCACAGCACCAUCGAGAACUCUGACUGCACAUUCCUUGUGGACAACGAGGCCGUCUACGACAUCUGCCACCGCAACUUGGAUAUCCCCCGCCCCGGCUAUGAACAUCUUAACAGACUCAUCGCCCAGGUCGUCAGUUCCAUCACCUCGAGCUUGCGUUUCGAUGGUGCCUUGAACGUUGAUUUGAACGAAUUCCAAACUAACUUGGUGCCAUAUCCUCGUAUCCACUAUCCUCUUAUCAGUUAUGCUCCAGUUGUUUCCAGCAACCGCAGCUCCCAUGAGAGCUUCAAGAUUCCUGACUUGACCUUCCAAUGCUUCGAGCCCAACAAUCAGAUGGUCGUUUGCGAUCCCCGCAAUGGUAAAUACAUGGCCGUUGCCCUUCUCUACCGCGGUGAUGUCGCUCCUCGUGACUGCAGCGUGGCCGUUGCUUCUCUCAAGGCCAAGACAUCUUUCAACCUGGUUGAAUGGUGCCCAACUGGAUUCAAACUCGGCAUCAACUACCAGAAACCGAUCCGUGUUCCAGGAGGCGAGCUCGCCCCAGUUGACCGCUCUGUCAGCAUGCUUUCCAACACAACUGCCAUUGCCGAAGCCUGGAGCCGCCUCGACCACAAGUUCGAUCUCAUGUACUCCAAGCGUGCUUUCGUGCACUGGUAUGUUGGUGAGGGUAUGGAGGAGGGUGAGUUCUCUGAGGCUCGCGAAGAUCUCGCUGCUUUGGAGAAGGACUACGAAGAAGUCGCCAGCGACAGUCUGGAAGCUGAGGGAGAUGAGGGUCUUGAGUAUUAA
Messenger RNA from Uncinocarpus reesii 1704, 1326 nucleotides. Its product is annotated as tubulin alpha-1 chain. The record is from RefSeq and is a predicted model, not a curated record. Gene Ontology annotation, cellular component: cytoplasm; microtubule. Gene Ontology annotation, biological process: microtubule cytoskeleton organization; mitotic cell cycle. NCBI's taxonomy places the organism in Eukaryota, Fungi, Ascomycota, Eurotiomycetes, Onygenales, Onygenaceae. The coding region runs from base 1 to 1326 and encodes 441 amino acids. Gene Ontology annotation, molecular function: GTP binding; structural constituent of cytoskeleton. The transcript has 5 exons.